AGGAUUCCUCGGACUUCACAGCCACAUCAUCAGCAUUUUCAGCUGGAUUUUAACCUUUCCCUCUGCAGACGGCCAUGGAAUCGACUGUCGAUGACGAUGCAAUGGAAGCGUGAAUGAGGUUUGGCGUGGCUGUAGCUGAACGAUGCCCAAGGGUGGGGGUUCUAAAACCCCCCAGCUGGAGGACUUCCCACUCAACACCGAUAUGGUGGAGAAACAGGGUGGGAAGAAGGAUAAAGACAAAGGCUCGUCAAACAAAACUCCUAAAUUGGACCGCAGCGAUGGCGUCAAAGAGAUGAAAGAGAAAGCUCCCAAGAGGAAGCUGCCCUUCACCGUCGGAGCCAAUGGAGAUCAGAAAGAUUCUGACUCGGAAAAACAAGGUCCAGAGCGGAAGCGCAUUAAAAAGGAGCCCACUAACACCAGGAAGUCAGGCUUGCCGUUCGGAAUGGGCAUGCCAGGGAUCCGGGCCGGGUACCCCCUCUCCGAGCGGCAGCAGGUGGCUCUUCUCAUGCAGAUGACGGCGGAGGAGUCCAUACACAGUCCAGACACAACACCAAAGCACCAGUCACAGUCAAGUCUGGGUCAGAAGGGAACACCAAACUCUGCAUCAAAAACCAAAGACAAAGUGAACAAGCGGAAUGAGAGGGGCGAGACACGGCUGCACCGGGCGGCUAUACGUGGGGAGGCACGUCGUGUAAAGGAGCUCAUCAUCGAGGGGGCUGAUGUGAAUGUAAAAGAUUUUGCAGGCUGGACUGCACUGCAUGAGGCUUGCAACAGAGGGUAUUACGAUGUGGCCAAGCAGCUGUUGGCAGCAGGGGCCGAGGUUAACACAAAGGGCCUGGAUGACGACACGCCUCUACAUGAUGCGUCUAACAAUGGCCACCUCAAAGUAGUGAAGCUGCUGUUACGUUAUGGAGGUGAUCCUUGUCAAAGCAACAGAAGAGGGGAGACACCAUUAAAAGUGGCAAAUUCCCAAACAAUGCUUAAUCUGUUGCUGGGAAAAGGCACUUACACCUCCAGUGAAGAGAGUUCUUCAGAUUCAUCAGAGGAGGGAGAUGCCCCAUCAUUUGCCCCAUCCAGCUCUGUUGAUGGCAAUAAUACAGACUCUGAGUUUGAGAAGGGCUUAAAACUAAAAGGGAAGGGCAUGGACCCACCCAAAUCCACCACUACUCCUGUCAAGGAUGAAUAUGAAUUUGACGAGGAUGACGAAGAGGAGCGCGUCCCACCUGUGGAUGACAAGCAUCUGCUCAAGAAGGAGUUCCGUAAGGAUCCUGUCACCAAGACCAACAACUUAAUCGCCAUACCCAAGAUGGAGGUUAAAACCUAUUCCAAAAGCAACUCGCUAACACCAAAGAAGGCUGUGCGUCGGAUCCUGUCGGACAGCAACAGCUCGGACGAGGACGACAGGACAUUGUGUUUCACACCCACGGCCACACCAAGGCAACCUGCACCUCAGACCAACGUCAAGAGUCGGGACUCAACAACACAGAGCUCCAAGCAGCAAAAAGAAAAAACGAAAGUCAAGAAGAAGAGGAAGAAGGAGACAAAAAAUAAUGUCAAUAAGGAGGUGCGCUUUGGUAAAGUGAACGACAAGUUCUGCACCUCGGACUCCGAGAUCGGGGACCUGGAGAGCGAGGACGAUAAAGGCUCUAUGCAGAGCUCAAACUGUGUAAAAGACACUUCUACUUUGAGCCUCAAAGAACCCUUUGUUUUUAGCUCGCUUUCUGCAUCAUCUUCAUCCUCCUCGCAUGGGAGUCUGAGUUCGCAGAAACACACACAGUCUCUGGCAGAGCAGCACCCAAAGCAGUGGAGGACAGAUGGGUGGAAAACUGUGUCCUCCCCAACAUGGUCUGAUGUCAGCUCACUCUCUGACUCUGUCAGAACUAGACUAUCCAGCGAGUCUGACUACUCGUCUGCUGACUCAAGCGUUGAGUCUGUGAAACAGGUGAAAAAGAAAGUGCAAGAUAACCGAAAGAAAAACAACACACAUGUCAAUACAAUAGACAAAAAGAACUCAGAGUUUUACAAGAACUCAAGCAUGGAUGGUGCCAUUUCCAAAACCGAUAAAGACGGAAAGGUGUUGAAAAAACACAAAGUGAAACACAAACACAAAAGUAAGGAAAAAGAUAAGGCUCCAAGUGUGGUGUUGAGUCAAGACAUGAAUGAAAAAUUUGUCAAGAGCUUUUCUUUUGACUUCAACGACCCAAGGCAGAAGUCGCUCAUUGUUGAGACAGAGUCACCUUCUGAAAAUAGGGUCAAACUAUCCAAACAUGACAAAGAUCAUUUUAAGAAGGAAGACAGACUGUCUAAGGGUAAAUCUGAAGACAAGGACUGGCCAAGUAAAGAAACUCAAAGGAUCACCAAGGAAGAGAAGUCAAAGAAAACAAAGGAGACCAACAAGGACAAAGUGAGCAAAGAAGAGAGGGACAAAGCCUUGAAAACUGAGAAGGAGAGAACCAUCAAAGACAAGGUUAAGGAGGAGAAACAGAAAGCCCAUAAGGAUGAUAAAAAGAAAAAGUCUAAGGAUAAAUCUGGUAAAAUAGAUAAAAAGAAUGAGCAAAAAGAAGACAAACAUUUUAAAUCUGAAAAAACUACUAAAGAAGAAAAGGAAAAGUCAAAAAGGGAUAAAACCAUUAAGGAAGAGCCUGAUUAUGAGGAUUAUGAUUUAAAAAAUCAUUUAUUAGAGGACUCAAAGAUGAGUGCAUCAGAUGAUCCCCAUGAUCUGUGGCAAUCCGACAUGUCCUCUGACAGUUCACUUUAUGGGGAUGAUAGCUGGGACGUCCCUGUGAAAGAAUACAAAACCAAUAAUGCUGUCAAGUUAAUUGUUGAGACAGUAAAGGAGGAAAGCAGGGACCGGAAAAAGGAGAAUAAAGUCAAAGAUAAAAAGCCAGAUCAUGGGGAAAAGCGUCCUGAAAAGGAAACUGCAACAAAGAAAAAAGACAAGGAGUUCUCUGACAAGAAUACUGACAAGAAAAAAGACUGGACGGACAAACAAAAGUUAAAUUCUGGUCAGUCUUUGGAAAAGGAGAAGAAACGAAAAGAUUCGGCAGAGGGUGUCAAAGAGAAGAAAGAGAAGGAUGCUGUGGACAGCUGCAGAGACAGAAAAGAUUCCUACGAGUUCACUAAAGAGAGGAAAGACUCCAAAACAAAACAAGAAUCCUUGAGAGAUGACUAUGGGAGUGAGGCAUUCUUUAAAGACAAACCAGAGAGUGAAACCAUCUGCAAAUCUGAUCCAAGGGAGAGGAACCACUCAGGAAAAGACAGGGAGAAGAAAAUAGAUGGUGUGGAAAAGAAAGAGAAGUCAAAAGGUGAAAAACACAAGGACAAGCCUAAGGACAGAAAUUUGGACCAGGAAAAAGAGAAACCUGAGAAGAACUCAAUCGAGAGAUCAAUGAAAGAGAAAGAUCUAGAAAGAGCAUCCAAAGACAGGAGGGAUGGGGCUAAAGAAAAGCAUAAAGAUUCGAAUAGCAAGGACAAAGAAAGGAAGAUGUCAUCUGAGCAGAAUAAAGAUAAGAAAGAAAAGAAUAACCAGGACAAACAUGCCGACAGGGAAAAAGAUUUCCUGGAAUUUAAGAAAGAGGAGAGAAAACCUGAAAAGGUGAGAGAGAAGACAUGGUAUACAAUUGCUGAUAUUUUCACAGAUGAGAGUGAAGAUGAAGAUGACAAUUAUAAUGGAGGUGUAGCUAAAUUAAGUGACUCUCUCGGACUGUCAGACUCACACAAAAAAGAUUCCACACCUGACCGGGAUGAAAUGGAUCAUUUUCAAACAGAUAAACACAAGAAAUACACUGUAGAUGGGAAAGCACAUUCCACAGAAAAACAAAAAGAAAAGGAGCAUAAAGUUAAGAAAAAAGAGAAGGCAUUUGAUGCAGGAAAGGAAAGAAAAGCCUCCAUUGAAAAACACAAAGAUAAAAAAGACUCAACUGACACAAAACACAAGGAACGUAAGGACAGAGCAUCUGUGGAUUCAAAUCAGGACAAGAAAAGCAAACAGAAACUUCUUGACAAGAGAGAUGUCAGUGAGGAAAAGAGCAAAAGCAAAUACAAAGACAAGCCAGAUCAUUUAAAAGACAGAAAACCCUCAAAAGGGAGUGGUGAAAAUGAGAAAUCCUUGUUAGAAAAACUUGAGGAAGAGGCCAUGAAUGAUUAUAAAGAUGAUUCUAAUGACAGAAACAGUGACAUUUCAUCAGAUAGUUUCACAGAUAGAGUUCAUGAGCCUGUCCUAAGCAGCUUCUACGACUCCUCCAACAUCAGCAUACCUGACAUGUCCGAGGAGAGAAGGGAGUCAUUAUCCAUCACUAAUCCACAGGAAAAGUUCAGAGAGAAAGAGAGGCACAGACAUUCGUCGUCGUCAUCAUCCAAAAAGAGUCAUGACAAGGAUAAGGAGAAAGUAAAGAAAGAAAAGGGGGACAAAAAGGACAAGUCCGAGGAGAUCAGAGAAUCUUAUGGCCGCAGAGAAAGCUUGCCCUUUGACAAAGAACCCAUGCCAUUGGAGGCUGACCCUUACACUUUUCCAUAUGGUUCCAAAGUGGAUGGAGAGGAUGACUUGGAAAAGACUCUGGAGUUUGAGAAGGAGAUGUCCAAAAAGGACAAGAUAAACAGUCUCACGAACAGUGAGAAAAUAAAAGAUAAAAAAAAGAAAGAGAAACACAAGGAAAAGGUGAAAGAGGAAAAGCAUAAAUAUUCAGAUGGCUUUGGGUCCUUCAGACACUCCAAAGAAGAACAAAAAUAUUGUUUGAAAGAGAACACUCAAGUCACAAGUCUUAAAGAGAAAUCUAAAGAAGACUCUAAAUUUGAUGGGAAAAACAAGGAGAGAAAUAAGGACAUCAUAGACAAAGACUUUAACAAGGCAAAGGUGAAAGAUGAGAAUGACAAGUUUAGUCAGUCAAAAGAUGCCACUCGAAAGGACAACCGCCCUCGUGAAAAACUUUUGGUUGACGGCGAUCUCAGACUAACAAGUUUUGGCAAAAUGCUUAGUUUAAAAGAUCAGGAAAUUGAGGAGCGCCAUAAAAGACACAAAGAGAGGAUGAAACAGAUGGAGAAACUGAGGCAUCGGUCAGGUGACCCAAAACUCAAAGAUAAGACCAAGACAAAUGAAGAGUUGAAGAAGAACCGCAAUGAACUCUCAUCCAAAAAAUGUGGUUCAGUAGAAACCGCUUUGAAAGAGAAAAAGUUAAAAGAUAUUGGCAUUCCAGCCCAAAUGAUGUCUCCUGAUAGAAAGUCACAGUCUAUUGACAGUCAGAAUUCAAAGGACUGGCUUGCGGGUCACCAAAUAAAAGAAAGUCUUCCUGCAUCUCCACGUCCUGAUCAGAACAGACCAACAGGAGUCCCCACUCCAACAUCUGUGAUCUCAUGUCCAAGCUAUGAGGAAGUCAUGCAAACUCCACGCACUCCAUCGUGCAGUGCAGAGGACUAUUCUGAUAUCACGUUUGAUGGCCUUGAGUGUCAGAAUUCUUCAGCUACUACAAUAUCCAUGAAUGCCUGCUCCCCAACCUUCUUCGAUAGAUAUACCAACUUAUCACAUAGCUUCCAAGAGGGAACAUGUAUAACACCUGCAAAGAACAUGCAGUUACCCCUUGUUAGUCACUCUUCCACCUCUGAUGUAAGACCUCUUGAGGGUGAGUUCAAAGCAGAGACAGACAAGUUUCUACGACAGCAACACGUACCAGAAGGAACAACAUUUGAUUCUGCCUCACAUCUUACUGAGGACAAGAUUGCAGCUGACAGACUUAAUUGUCUUUCUCCAGCAAACUUUUCACCUCCUAUUGACAUGUCCCCCAGACCUGACCUAUCACAAUAUGAUAUGGUACCAGAGGAAGCUUCUGCUGUAAAUUUCAUCAGUGAUGGCAGUGAACACCAUUCAGGGAGUAUUUAUAACAACUAUCCCAUAAAGCCCUCAACUCCAGUCCAUAGACCUGAUCCCCAGGAGCCGUGUCUGGAUAUAGCUGCUCCCCCAACUCCAGCCCCAGCUGCUUUGCCUCCCAUGGAUAUUGAUGAUCUCUCAGAGCCACACCAGAGUGGGCCCGGUCUAAUGCCAUCUCAUCCAGUGAGUGUGAGUGACUACUUGCCUCCUGUUGUUGAAGAGCAAGAAGAAGAAGAAGAGGGGGAGGAGGAGGAGGAGGAGGAGGAGGAAGAUGCAGAUUUAGCUGAGGAUGCAGCAGAAGGUAACCAUGCUGCAAACGAGAUCAUUCAGUCUAGAGACGAUCCCCCCUAUUCUCUUGGGAUUGACGAGUCUGCCAAAAAGGCUUGGCUGGAAUGUCCAAAUAGAAGCGAUCCUGAUGUACUUCCCAUUACACCCACCUGUCCACAGGACAACUUCAUGGGAAACUCAUGUCAUCAUGAUCAGUCAAUGGGCUGGAAUUCAGAAGAGCUCAUGAAAUCACCUCAUGAAAGUUAUAGAGAGGUUGAGACCGCUGUCUCAAAGAUAAGUAGUCCCUAUUCACACUCCGAUUGUGAUCUGCAGCAUAUCCCAAAUGCAGUUCCUGUGACGCUUCCUCACUCUGUUUACUCCAGAGUAUAUUGUCCAUCAGAAAUCUCUGAGUCUCAUUUUGAGGUCCACAAAGAUACAGUGGAAGACAUUCCAUCACCAGCAAGACCUAUUACAGAGACAUUCGGGCCAGAAUCCCCCCGAUUGAAACUUGAAACUUUCUUCACUGAUUGCAAACCCAAUCUUGAGGAGCCUCAGAUGGACCUAGAGCCCCCCUGUAUGAUGCAAGACAAUAAACAAGAGUCUCCCAUCUAUGCUGCUGAGAGCAGCAUGUCUGUAGACCCACAAGUCAACCAUGAUCCUGUUGUUUCUUGGGCAGAUCCGUUUUCUGGUACAGCUGAUGAAUUGGAUGAUAUGGGUCCCUUCUCUAUACCAGACCUUCCGUUUCAAGAGAAGGAGAUGCAGGAGCCUGACAUAACCCCAGAGAUUGCAGAAAGCAAGCAUCAACCUUCUCAGACAAGGCCUCCAGUCAUGGAGUCAAGUGAGGAUGGUGAAAUGAUAGAUGUUGAUUUGCUAAGUUUGUGCAAAGCUCCUUGUUCUCCUACAAUGGUACCUCCUCCCGAAUCUGCUCAGGAUUUGGUAGCUUCCGCAUGCGAGGAGGGCUAUAGACCACAGUGUGAGUUGGAGCCUGAGCCUCGAAACAUCCUAGAUGUUCCUCCCAUCAAAGAAACAAUCCCAGAGGAGGGAGGGGCAUUUGAAAUGGAUGAGAACAAUGGUAACUUGUUUUCUGUUGAUAGUGAAAAGGACCAUGAAUACAGGCAACAAGAAACAUCCCCAGAUAUUUUGAUGCCGUCUGUUGUGCUACAAUCUCUGGAAUCAACAGCUGUCACAAAACCACAUCCCGUGGUACAAAAUCCAGUGGUAGCUUUGGGUCCCUCAUGCAGCCCUCAUCCUUCUGUUACAGUCCCAACUGUCUCAUUGACCACCACCACCACCCAAGUGUCAGAGACCCUUGAGACAACCGCCAAGUUGUUGGUGACUAUGCCUGUACCUGAGGUACCCAAGAAAAUCGAGGAGAUACCACAGAGGAUGACCAGGAAAAUGGCUCAAAUGCUAGCCAAUCAGAACAAGCAGAAUGCAGCAACUACUUCAAGUAUCACCUGUGCUGUAUCCUCUCUCAUCACCACAAGAGUCACCUUAGAGAAGGAGAAAGAGCCCAUCAGCUCCAACACAGCUCAAACUUCCACUCCGGCAGCACCUGCACUGAUCACCAAAACAAAAGGCAGGCCUGCUGAAGAUGAUGACAGCCAGUCCCAACAUCCACGCAAGAGGAAGUUUUCAAAAUCAGGCCAGCAACAUGUGCAGGUUCAACUUGUCAACACAGCGAUGAAGCAGACACGGGAAAUGAUCCAGCAGACCCUGGCAGUUAUUGUGAACGCCAUCAAAUUGGAUGAGAUCGAGCCGUACCACAGUGACCGUUCCAACCCCUAUUUUGAGUACCUUCAGAUACGCAAGAAAAUUGAGGAAAAGCGGAAGAUUUUGUGUUACAUUACACCUCAAGCUCCCCAGUGUUAUGCAGAGUAUGUGACAUACACAGGCUCCUACCUACUUGAUGGCAAGCCUAUGAGCAAGCUUCAUAUCCCUGUGAUUGCUCCACCCCCAUCUUUGUCAGAGCCCCUGAAGGAGCUUUUCAGACAGCAAGAGGCAGUGAGAGGGAAACUCAGACUUCAGCACAGCAUCGAGAGGGAGAAGCUGAUUGUAUCUUGCGAGCAAGAGGUGCUGCGUGUUCAUUGCAAAGCAGCGAGAACGAUUGCAAAUCAGGCUGUUCCUUUUAGUGCUUGCACGAUGCUGCUGGAUUCAGAAGUCUACAACAUGCCAUCAGAGAGCCAAGGGGAUGAGAACAAGUCUGUAAGAGAUCGCUUCAACGCUCGGCAGUUUAUCUCUUGGAUUCAAGAUGUGGAUGACAAGUACGACCGCAUGAAGACGUGUUUGCUAAUGCGGCAGCAGCAUGAGGCUGCUGCUCUUAAUGCAGUGCAGAGGAUGGAGUGGCAGCUCAAGGUACAGGAGCUGGACCCUGCUGGACACAAAUCCCUGUGUGUGAACGAGGUUCCCUCCUUCUACGUGCCAAUGGUCGACGUCAACGACGACUUUGUAUUGUUGCCUGCAUGACACCGACACACAUUGAGACUCUUAGAGUUUGGUCUAAUAUUAAUCAUCUUAUCAAAGAGACAUCAAACAGAAAGUUCGGUAAGGGCUAGCCAGUUUGAGGAGAUUUCUUUGAGGAGAGAAAAUAUAUAUAUUACAUAGAAAAAAGGUAAUUGACAUACAAUUCAUCCUUUUCUGCCUGAGGAGGGGACCGUCUUACGGGAGAAAAACACAACUUGCACUUUCAUCCUUCGAGUUUUUUGGUUUUGUUUGGGAUUCAAAAAGCAGCACUGCUUUGAACCUUAUCCCUCCUGUCUUGGGUGAUCACAGGGGAUCGAAUUUUUCGGUUUUUUUUCCCCCCCUAUACUAAAUUACAACAAACAAGGAGCCUAAGACAGAUUCCUCCACUUGUGCGCGCCAGAACCAAGGGACAGAUGGCACAAUGGUGGACCCAAAACUCUGAACACGGCCAGCACCUCGAUAUACAGGCACAAAAAAAGACCCAAUGGGAUGUGACAGGAGUGCUCACACGGCCUCUCUCUGGACCCGCGUCUACGGUGACUACAGCAGUGGAGAGAGGGCUUUCCUGCUGUACAGCACCCCGUGCAGCCCCAGAUCCAGGACAGGAAGCUGCAUUCAGAGGGCAGCAUAGCAGGGCUCAGUGCCAUAGCGGAGAGGAGAGACUGCGUCUAGUUUCAGGACAUCAGAGCUAGAGUGCCCUCAAAAGGAGGUACCGGUGUAUUUGGUCCCACAUGCUGGAUCAGUCAGCCUCGGAUGGUCCCUAAGCCGGGCCUGACAUGCCUGCCUUUAUACGACUGCGCAAGGAAAAAGACUAAUGAGCAAACGUUGCUGUUGCGAAUCACAAGGCAAUGACUUGCAGGAUUGUCUCUUAGACAAGGGAUUUUCUUUUGUAAUGGGUUUUUUUGUUGUUGUUUGUUUGUUUGUUUGUUUUGUCUUUCUUUACUCGGGCAUUUCAUUUUUCCCUUUCUGAGGAAGUGACUUGAAACACUACAGAGCCAACAUUAGUUUAAUGGAAAAAAAUACAAAACUUAAAAAAAAAAAAAAAACUUAUUCCGUAAAUGAUGUACAGUUUUUAUAAUCAUUAACCAAUGUAUUCUUGCUGCCUUCUAGAUAAUUUAUUUUGCCACACAUUACUGCACAGUUGUAAAUAACUUAUGUACUGUAACAUCACUCAGUUAAGUGUAAAAAAUAAAUGAAUAAAAGUUAUCAUUGUAUGUACAGUUCACUUUCGGGCAGCACUCCCAACCCCCAUCCCCAAACCCCUCAUUCUAUGGGCCAAAAAGGUGUACACAUUGUCAGUAUUUUCAAGACUUCCUAAUGGUUUCUGUCAAAGGCUAAUCAAGGUUAAUCUAGAUUGUCAUCUCCGCCAUCAUUAGAAAACACAGUUUCCCUCCUGAUGAUUCUGUCAGGGCCACAACCAUAGUCUUCAGAUGUAGCAGAGCGAUUAUGGAUUUAUUUAAAGAAUAGUAGAGGUAUAUUAUUCAUCAUUUUAUUACACACGUAUAUAUCUUUAAAAAAAAAGUAUAAACCAAGAAAAUGCCUUUAUACAGUUAACGUCUCUGAUUUUCUUCUAAAAAUGCACAAGUCAUACGAUAGGUUAGAACAUAAGACAAGAUUUGAUUUAGAGCCUUCUUCAUUUAGGUUUGUCCAAAUGUAAAACCAUCCCAUGAACCAGUGGAGUACAUAUUUGAAUUUGUUACACCUUGUACAAUCAAAUAACGGGACUUUUUCAUCUAGCUGCUCUUUGCUCAUGUUACAUUCAAUAUUAAUCCACAAAAUUGCUCCAAGUUGUUUUCUCUUCUGCACUAUACGACUGUUGAUUCAUAUAUAAUAUCUAGAAUGGGUUGGGAAAAUUAAAGUCGAAUAUGGGCGCUCAUUAGCUGUUUCCAUGGUUUCAAAAACCAUCUAUAGGCUCCAUUCCUGCUUUUCUGUUGAAGUUUUCAAUAUUUUUUAUAGAGUAAGAUUCAGAGCGAGCAUGAUGAUAAAUAUACAAACUGAAGAAAUUGCAUCAGUCAGAAGUAUUUUGUCUCAGUCCCAAUGCAAAUUCGUUUUUAUUGCAUGACAUUUAGAAGUGAUGUCCCGCACCCUUCCGUUGACGCACUGAUUUGGACGUUGAAAAUCAAUGACAGAACACGACACAGGCACCUCCGUUCUGGGACUCUCUAUUAGCAUACAUGGGCUCUCUGACUGUUUUUCCCAUUGUUAAACAUUCUUGUGAAUCGCUUUUCACAAGUUUUGCUGAGUGAAGUGCACCAGUCAGUUAUUUUCAGCUUUUAUUUCACCCUUUACCAUCCAAGUAAACAUUUAGAGUACAUUUUAGAUGUUUAUCCAUCAACACAAAGGGGACACGUGCAAGUAAGUUGUUUUUAGAAAUUGUUCUGUUUAAAAGAAAAGCGCUUUUAAUUUCAGAUUAUUCGAUAUUUCUGUUUUUUUAGGGGGAGAGGGGCUUGAAAAUGUGUUUUGAUAUUUUACCCCUCCCCAUUACCUGUCUGUACUUCAGUGUGGGGUGGUGUGAUGUUUGCUCAAUCAUCCAUGCUAGUGUUUAGUUUAUUUCUAUUUAUUUUUGUUGUUCAAUUUGUGUGGUUGUGAGUCUGUGAAAGUCCCACAUGAUGCAGUUAUGUAUGCGUGCAUUGAGUCUGGGUGCAACAGGUGUCAUUAGUGCAGCGGGUAAUUGUUUUGGAUGACUAAUGUCCUGGUAUUUUGUGAGUGCCGUACAGUGCAAAAAUAAAAGUCCACAGAUUCUACACAGUGCAUAAUAUGAAUAGCUUUCCAUUUAACUUGUGUUCAUUUCCAGUGUUUUUGUUUUUUCUUUUGUGUUGUGCAGUUCUAUCAAAACCCCUUGAUUUGGUAAAAGUGCAUUUGUUUGUUUUUAGGUGCAUCUCCCACAAAAACAAUAUAGUGGCUUGUAAAUCAUAUGGUUUAUAUGUAUCAACAUGAAGCCCUUGUAUACCAUUGUUUACAACAUACCAUGUGAAUUUUCUGUUUUCUGGUGAAAGCUGUUUGGAUUCCUAAAACUGGUCCCGUUUUUAAAGGCUUGCAAUUGUGAAAGUAUAACCCGAUCUCCUUUCUGGGCCUCACUAUUCGGGUCCUGACGGUCUUUUAAACUUGCAGUCAAAUUCUUACAGGCACUCCUUUAAAAAUACUGUAUUGGAGCUCUACUAUCCAUGAGUUUGGACAAUAGUAAUCUUACACCUAAGCUUGCCCGUGACUCACUGACCUCCAUCUGCAACUUAUUACCUCUUUUUGUCUUUAGCUAGAUUGAUUACAAAGUGUCAAGCCACAAUAUCAAGCCUUAUUUCAGUUAUCGCAUAUACAUUUUGCAAUAGAACUGAGCUCAUUUACUCAUGUAGAUCUCUUCACAAAUAGCGAGAAAUAACCUAUUUAUUAUCUUUAUGACACCUGUGGUAUUUUUUGAGUUUGAAGGUCUCCACUGUGUACAUUUUCCUCAUGUAAUGCGUAUUCGAGACGUUGUACAUAGCUGUAAAUAAUAUUCCAGGACGUUUUGCACCCUCCUCUUUGUACUAGUCUAAACUUGCGUAGAAUGUGAGGUUCUAACAGCAACGAGGCGUGUCGCGCUCGCUGCCGGUGAUGUAACAAUGUAUCUUUUUUUAUUUGUACAACGUAGUUCAAUUGUGUACAUAUUGUUGGAGCAGCUAUGGGAGGGAGAGGGGGUUUGUUGAUGCUAUUGUCAGUGCUGUCAAAGAUCCAGUACUUUCACCUUUAGCUGUGUUGAUAUCCUGCAAUUUAAAAACUGAGAAACUAAAAAUAAAAACUCUUUAACGGAGAGAAGAAAUUCAAAAUUGUUAUUUUCUACACUUGCAUGUACAGAGAGCGCGAGAACUGCUGUUGUUCCUCAGAGAUUAUGUUCGUAAAUAAAUUUUUGAAAUGA
Xyrauchen texanus (razorback sucker) is the source of this 12479-nucleotide messenger RNA. RefSeq names its product ankyrin repeat domain-containing protein 11-like. The record is from RefSeq and is a predicted model, not a curated record. Gene Ontology annotation, molecular function: protein binding. Gene Ontology annotation, cellular component: nucleus. Gene Ontology annotation, biological process: anatomical structure morphogenesis. The transcript has 12 exons. NCBI's taxonomy places the organism in Eukaryota, Metazoa, Chordata, Actinopteri, Cypriniformes, Catostomidae. Bases 143 to 8593 code for a protein of 2816 amino acids.